AUUUCUUGAAAGUCAGACCAGAUGCAAGAGAUAUAUCAUUUGGUGAUAUAUCCGAGAGACAGCGAUUAAGACAGCGAUUAGGUUGCAAGAGCUUCAAAUGGUACAUGGAUACUGUGUACCCUGAACUGGGGCUACCAGAGGAUAAUGAUGCAAAGACUGAAAGCAAAAUGGGCAAAAGGCAGAGUAAAGCAGCAGCAGCAGCAGCUUGCAAAGUUCCAACCAUGGCACUCACGAGCACGCAAUUAUACAUCUCAGUUCCUGAUGAGGCUGAACAACACUAACUUAUGUGCAGCUACAACUGCUGAUGAUGUGAAGACACGUGGUGUUCCUCUGGUACUGAAGCCAUGCUUACGUGUCAAGGGUCAGAUUUGGUAUGAAACAGACCGUCAAGAGCUGGUCCUUGCGCAGCUACUGUGUCUCACUGCAAAAGAAUCCGUACCUCCCAGGUUAGGGAAGUGCCAUGAGAUGGGCGGGGAUCAAGAAUGGCGCCAUGUGCUUGGCAAUCGUGGCACACCAGUGUAUAACAUGGCUGCAGGAAUGUGUCUAGCAGCAGAAAACAAUUCCUUAGGAUCUUCUGUUGUCAUGAAAUUAUGUUCCGACAGUGAUCCUUUGAUGCGUUGGGAUUUUGUUGAGGAUGUAACAUUGGGAAUGACUUGAAACAACUGGAAGCAACAAAAAGCCUCGAGAUAGUGAUUAAUGAAUCUCUCAAAAAAAUACUCACAUUUUGGAUAUGCAGGCCAAGCACAGUCAGUUGUACCUGCAUAUAUCUUGUUAUUAAUUUAACUUUUUUGUUAUUUGCUUUUGUUGUAAAUGGAAUAAUAUAUUUUUCUAAACAGA
Molecule: messenger RNA, 837 nt
Organism: Schistocerca cancellata (South American locust)
Lineage: Eukaryota; Metazoa; Arthropoda; Insecta; Orthoptera; Acrididae
Product: polypeptide N-acetylgalactosaminyltransferase 35A-like
Exons: 5
Coding region: 145-657 (170 amino acids)
Source: RefSeq, a predicted model, not a curated record